UUAUAUGAAAUGGGACUAAAAAUGAAACUUGCUUGUUUUGUUAUAUCAGGGCGACUUCAGACACGAAAUGAAAUGAAGUGAAUGGGAGAGAAAGGCGGGGCGCAUUAUAAUAACGCACCUCUAAUUUUCACUGAGCAGAAAUGAAAGGAAAGUACCACCUCAAAUUUUAAUCGGUUUCAUUUAUCAAUUAAAUUAAAUUAAUUGAUUGAUUUGGCGACGGCGACGACCACGAUGACGACGUCGAAAAUGGCUGUAGGGCUGCUGCUGCUGCUCGUAUCCUCCUCCCUUCUCCCGCCGGCGGUGCAGUCUCACCUCCUCCCCCUCACACCCGACUACUACCGCAAGUCGUGCCCUCGAUUCUCCAAAAUCGUCCAGGAAGUGGUGGUGGACAAGCAGCUGGGCUUCCCGACCACCGCCGCCGGGGCCCUCCGCCUCCUCUUCCACGACUGCGUAGUGGGCGGGUGCGACGCCUCCCUGCUCAUCGCCUCCAACGCCUUCAACGAGGCGGAGCGGGACAGCCCCGACAACCGGGACCUCCCCGGGGACGCCUUCGACGUGGUGACGCGGGCCAAGACGCGGCUGGAGCUGGAGUGCCCCGGGGUGGUGUCGUGCGCCGACAUCCUGGCGGAGGCGACGCGGGACCUGGUGUCGAUGGUGGGCGGGCCGUUCUACGGGGUCCGGCUGGGGCGGCUGGACGCCACGGAGUCGCGGGCGGGGGCGGUGGAGGGGCACAUCGCACGCCCCAACAUGUCGCUCUCCCGCAUCAUCGACAUCUUCGCGGGCAGCGGCCUGGGCGUGCCGGAGAUGGUGGCGCUGGCGGGGGCGCACACCAUCGGCUUCUCCCACUGCGCCCAGUUCGCGGGCCGGAUCUUCUCAGAGCCGCCCGACCCGAGCAUGAACCCGGCCUACGCGGAGGGCCUCCGGAAGCUCUGCGCCAACUACACCCGGGACCCGUCCGUGGCGGCGUUCAACGACCCCAUGACGCCCGGGAAGUUCGACAACAUGUACUACCUGAACCUGCAGCGGGGGAUAGGCCUGCUGGCGUCGGACCAGGCCAUGGCCGCCGACCCGCGGACCAGGGGCUACGUGGACCUCUACGCCGCCAACCAGACGGCGUUCUUCCAGGCGUUCGCCAGGGCCAUGGAGAAGGUGGGCGAGAUGAACGUGCUGCUGCCCGGCGGGGGGAGGGGGGAGGUCAGGCGGAGGUGCGACGCCACGAACACGCUCACGGCCGCCUGACAGGCUCCGGCGAUUGGAACGAUACCGAUAAUAUCAUUAUUCAUUAUUGGCCAAUACUGCUGACUGACACGCAUUGAGUAAUGAGUAGCAGUAGCUAGCUGCAGCCGUGACUGUGGCUGUGGUGACUGAUCGACGAUGCAUCCAAAUAGGGUUGAAUUGAUCUAAUUUUUUGUACUGGGUCUGAUGGGCAGGGGGCAGCAGUAUGAAAGCAGGCAUACGCAGAUUGAUUGGUUGGUGGGUUGGUUGAUGGGUGGAUAUAUGUAUAUAUUGGCAUGGUACUAUGUGUUAGUUUGUGUGUCUUGGUAUGGAAUUACGUAAUAAAUAAUUUGAUACUCCAUUAUACCAUACCUCAUGAAAAUAAAAAUAAAAAUAGUGGUAUAUUUUUAUUUGAUA
Molecule: messenger RNA, 1632 nt
Organism: Andrographis paniculata
Lineage: Eukaryota; Viridiplantae; Streptophyta; Magnoliopsida; Lamiales; Acanthaceae
Product: peroxidase 6
Exons: 1
Coding region: 232-1239 (335 amino acids)
Biological process (GO): hydrogen peroxide catabolic process; response to oxidative stress
Molecular function (GO): heme binding; peroxidase activity
Source: RefSeq, a predicted model, not a curated record